Messenger RNA from Staurois parvus, 648 nucleotides. Lineage: Eukaryota; Metazoa; Chordata; Amphibia; Anura; Ranidae. The record is from the annotation of a GenBank genome assembly.
AUGGAGAUCCCAGCAGUUCAGACUGAGCGAGAAGACAUCACCUCUGAAAAAAUGGCCCAGACCAACCCACUUCCUGUUCCUCUGGGACCCUGGAAGAUUACAGUGUAUGACCAAGAGAACUUCCAAGGAAAGAGAAUGGAAUUCACCUCCUCCUGUGCAAACAUCAUGGAGUGCGGCUUUGAUAACAUUAGGUCUCUGAAAGUGGAAUGUGGAGCAUGGAUUGGAUAUGAACACACAAGCUUUUGCGGUCAGCAGUUUGUCCUGGAAAGAGGAGAGUACCCCCGUUGGGAUGCUUGGAGUGGCAGCAAUGCCUAUCACAUUGAGCGCCUGAUGUCUUUCCGCCCAAUCUGUUCUGCUAACCAUAAAGAAUCCAAGCUGGUCAUCUUUGAAAAAGAGAAUUUCAUUGGGCGCCAGUGGGAGAUGUGUGAUGACUACCCUUCUCUACAGGCUAUGGGCUGGGGGAACAAUGAAGUCGGAUCCAUGAAAGUUCAAUGUGGAGCCUGGGUGUGUUACCAGUAUCCCGGUUACCGUGGCUACCAGUACAUCCUGGAAUGUGACCAUCAUGGAGGUGAAUAUAAGCACUGGAGAGAGUGGGGAUCCCACGCCCAGACUUUCCAAAUCCAGUCUAUCCGACGCAUCCAGCAGUAA